This is a messenger RNA of Culicoides brevitarsis, 2789 nucleotides long. It is a transcript of the gene Letm1, whose product is annotated as mitochondrial proton/calcium exchanger protein. Lineage: Eukaryota; Metazoa; Arthropoda; Insecta; Diptera; Ceratopogonidae. The transcript has 4 exons. The record is from RefSeq and is a predicted model, not a curated record. Gene Ontology annotation, cellular component: mitochondrial inner membrane. Bases 173 to 2536 code for a protein of 787 amino acids. Gene Ontology annotation, molecular function: calcium ion binding; ribosome binding. Gene Ontology annotation, biological process: intracellular monoatomic cation homeostasis.
UCUCGAAAUGAGGCAAAAUAAAUAAAUGGAAGAAAAUUCAUAAAAAAAUAUAAUUGUUACAGUUUCCAAGCUUCCGGUAAACUUUUAGUUCGCAAUCGAUCGACAAAAGAGUACUUCUUGUUAGAAUAAAAGUUUAGAAAUAUCAGAAAAUCAAAAUUAUAAAAGUGAAAAAAUGAAUCAGCUUUUCAAUCAUAAAAAUCUUGUGAGAUUACAUCAUUUGAUUCGAACUCAUCAUUUGUGUACAAAUCGGCUGCCGGCGAGACAAUAUACUCUUAAUCAUGCUAGCAGGAUUAGCUAUACAGAGCUACGGCAAGCCGGUUCUCAUCGCAGAGCUAAGUAUUUCACUCAAGGACAAAACAAAAUUUCUUCUUCGAUGCUGUGCAUUUCCAAUCAGUGGACUAGCGGUGAAUUUUCGUAUCGUAAUAUCCACACUGGCGCUAUUUUGUAUGACCAACCAUCAUCAAAGGUGGAAACUGUGGUAGAAAACAUCAAACAAAAGGAAAAGGAAAGGAGCCAAGUGUCCGAGACUGAAGCGACAGCCGUCGUUACAAAACCCGUUGUAAAAAAAACUCUUGGACAACGUAUAUGGGCCGAGCUAGUUCAUUACUAUCAUGGAUUCCGGUUGUUGUUCAUAGACAUUAAUGUUUGUCGAAAAUUAUUGUGGCGCGUUUUAAAUGGCAAGACUCUUACUAGGAGAGAACACAAGUUACUGGUGCGAACGACCUCGGAUAUUUUUCGUCUUGUACCCUUUUCUGUGUUCAUUAUUGUUCCCUUCAUGGAACUUUUGCUUCCUCUCGCUAUUAAGCUGUUUCCUGGCAUGUUACCGUCAACCUUUCAGACUGCAACUGAGUAUGAAGAUAAGAUGAAGCAAAACCUAAAAGUCAAACUGGAAAUGGCCAAGUUCUUACAAAAAACACUAGACGAAAUGACUGUUAAAAACAUAGAACAUCGUUCAGAGGCAGCAAAGGAGUUCAGUGUGUUUUUUCAUCGUGUAAGAAAUACUGGAGAUACGGCAACCAAUGAGGAAAUCAUCAAAUUUUCAAAAUUAUUUGAGGAUGAAAUAACUCUAGACUCCCUGGCUAGACAACAACUGACUGCAUUGUGCCGCGUUCUCGAGAUAAAUACUAUUGGCACAAGUGCUGUCCUACGAUUUCAAUUAGAAAUGAAGUUGAGAAGCUUAACCGCAGACGAUCGUGUCAUCCAAAAAGAAGGAAUUGAUUCCCUAAAUUUGGUUGAAUUACAAAAUGCUUGCAGAGCUCGUGGCAUGCGAGCUUAUGGUUUAUCUGAAGAUCAAUUGAGACAGCAGUUAUCCGAAUGGAUUGAUUUGAGUUUAAAUGAAAAGGUGCCUCCCUCAUUGUUGUUGUUGUCAAGAGCUCUUAUGAUACCAGAAAAUGUUACCACUGGAGAUAAAUUGAAAGCGACUAUCUCGGCCCUUCCUGAAAACGUUGUAACGCAAGCUAAAGCCGCAAUUGGUGAAAAGGAGGGUAAAAUCGACAAUAAGACUAAAAUUGAAGUCAUUAAAGAGGAAGAACGGAAAAUUAAAGAAGAAAAAGAGGAACAAAUUGCAAUUGAGAAAGAAACUGCAGACUCAUUGGUCGAUAGAGCUCCAGUGAUUGGUGAUGCAGUAAAGGAUGCACUUGUGCACACUGCCUCAUUAGAUGCAAUAAAGGAAAAAGUAAAGGAUCAGGAAUUAUCCACAAAGGAUCUGGAAAUGCUCGAAGAUGCUCUGGAAACAUUGUCAGCCAGCAAAAAUAAGCUGAUCUUAGAAAAGGAAGAAAUCAGAGACCUGAAAGAAGAAAUUGCGGACUACCAAGAAGAUGUGCAAGAAUUACUGCAAGUAGCUGAUUCCACAAAAAUACAAGAAUCUUCCGCUGCUAAGCUUUUGUACAGAAAAGUCAACUCGAUGAUUGGAAAAUUAGAUACGGUUCUAGAAACUUUGGAGGAAAAGGAGAAACGCUUAAAACGAGAUGUAGAGGAACUCAUUGAAGACGAACAAAAAACAAAGACCAAAGAGGAGCUUGUUCGUAUUGAUGAACUUAUGAUGGCUAUCAAACAUAUUCAAACUGUUCCCGAUGCAUCUCGUGCAGAGCACAUUGAAAAGAUUUUAGGUAAAAUAGAUGAUGAUCACGAUGGAAAAAUCAAAGUAGACGAUGUUCUCAAAAUUAUCGAGACUAUCGGAUCAGAAAAUAUAAAAUUGCAACGCAAACAAGUUGAUGAGCUUAUAGAUUUGCUCAACAAAGAAGAAGUUUUUGAAACUGAGAAGAAAAUCGAGAAAGCACUCGCAAAGAGUUCAGACGAAAAAUCAAAAGUUGAAGCAACCAUGAUCGACAGUAAAAAUAUUUUAGAAAAUGCAUCUUUGGCACAAAAUCCAGAAGAAAAUGACAGUGAUAAACAUAUAUUGAAAGCACCAACAUCAGAUGAAACGCCACAAAAACAAGAAGAAAAACCAUCAGUUAAUGUCCAUUCUUUCGAUACAGCAGUGCCGCCUAUUUCUUCAUCGCAGGAAAAAAAUAAACUAAAAGAUUCGACACUAUGACCUGAAGAGAAAAAAAAUUGAAAUGUUAAAUGAAGUGUUAAGUUGGAAAUAUAUUUUUUUAUUAUUUAAUUCUUUUCUUUAGCAAAGUAUUGGCAAAUUUAUUUAAUAUGUUAAAAUUUUAACUGUAAUUCCUGCAAAAAUAAAAUAAGCAAACAAUAAAAUAAAAUGACUAAGCUAAAUCAUGAAUAUCUAAAAAGAGUUUGCUUGAUUUGAAUUAAGUAUUUGGCAACAAAGUUUUUCAUGUAAAUUAAAU